Messenger RNA from Dermacentor andersoni, 1255 nucleotides. RefSeq names its product centrosomal AT-AC splicing factor-like. NCBI's taxonomy places the organism in Eukaryota, Metazoa, Arthropoda, Arachnida, Ixodida, Ixodidae. The record is from RefSeq and is a predicted model, not a curated record.
CCGCAUUUGUUUACAUUAGAGAUGUUGCCUUGCAAUGCGUGAUGAGAGUGGUAGUUUGUGAUAUUUUGUGUGGUGUCGGUUUCGCUAGCUAUGUUCUGCUCUACGUGAAGUAAAUCUUAGCACCCAACCCACCUCUCAUGGUCUGUAAUUGCCGUGUGCUAUCAUUCUAUGGUGCUAUGGCGGCGAUAGAAUCCUUCAUGCAGUAUACGCUGUGCGAGCUGUGUAGGCUGAGCCAUAACGUUGGGAAAAAGCACGUGUAUUCGAGGAAACACCAAGAAAUCGUCAAAAAUGUGUUGGCAAAGUACCUUAAGAAAGUGAACGAAGCGAAGCAAUUCUUGAAGAAACCUGAAGUGCACGAUUUGCUUUGGGAAGAUGGGGCUAAAGUUUGGUGCUACUUUUGCACCAUGGAGAUCGAAAAACACGGGCGAAAAGUUGACGAUGCUUUGAGCGUUCGCUGCUACAACUUUCUCUUGCACCUUGCAACGCCAGCCCACGAAGCUGCCUGCAAGUCUUUCUUCUGGAAGAAUAAAAUCAGCAAGACAUCCAUUAAGCUGUACAUCAUCCAGAGUGCCACAGUUUCGAAAGCCGAGCCACUUAUUAAUGCUGCAGAAAAGGCCUACCUUGAGAAAAUGGAAAGGCUGGAUCAAAAGAAUGUUUCUGCCAUCCUUAAAGCCAACAAGCAGAGAGAGGACAUUGUGAAGAAAGCACGCCUCGAGUACUCUUCAGCGAUUAGCGAACAUGCUGGUCCCCAACCUGGCUGCAGCAGCUGGUCAUCCGUAAAUGGCAAUUCAUCAUCGAGCGAACAGCGACCCCUACCACAGGUUACGAAAGGAAACAUCCACACUGGAGCAAAGCCUCCCUGGCUGUACGAAGACAGUGAGGAGGAAGCUGAAGAGGAGGCAACCAUGGCCAAGCAUCCGUGCAUUGGAGAGCUUUCCAAGGCACCCAUUGGACCCACAAUGGAGGACUUCCAGAGACAUUUGUUCGUGGAGAAGCGGAAGAAGCUCAACCCAAACCGUGUUGGGGCAAAUUUCGACCACUUUUCGGAGACGUCAGAAGAGUGGCUUCCAUCAUUUGGACGUGUGUGGAACUUUGGUAGAAGGUGGCAGUCGAGGAGUCAGUACCGAAAGGAAGAGAAGAUUGCAAGAAAGUGGAAGAAGCCAAAGGAAAGUUAAACUUUGCCUGGAGAAAGACUGAAUGGGCACAACUCUGUCACUGCUUUUUGUAAAUAAUAAAUGGUCUAUACUUUCUGAAA